Colossoma macropomum (tambaqui) is the source of this 3597-nucleotide messenger RNA. RefSeq names its product NACHT, LRR and PYD domains-containing protein 12-like. Gene Ontology annotation, molecular function: protein binding. The coding region runs from base 80 to 3460 and encodes 1126 amino acids. The record is from RefSeq and is a predicted model, not a curated record. Lineage: Eukaryota; Metazoa; Chordata; Actinopteri; Characiformes; Serrasalmidae. The transcript has 9 exons.
UGACGCUGUCGGAGAAGAAGGAGAGAGACAGUGACUUUAUUCCACAAGUUCACAGGGAGAAUUCCAGAGUAACAGCUCCAUGAUGGAGCAUCACUCCAGCAGUGGAGGAGGAACCUUUCACCCAAUUGUAAAGUGUGCAGGAUCUCCAGAGCACAGCUGUGUGUCUAUAAAGAGUGACUGGUCCAUGGGGAUCCCACCUGGAUUCAGCAGAGGUGAAGGAGAAGCCAGCUGUAUCUCUAUGAAGAGUGACCAGUCUAUUGGGGACCUUCCUGCAUACAGCAGUGAAACUGGACAUUCUGACCCAGAGCAGUGCUCCACAGAAACUGCACUGCAGAUAAACACUCUGUUGGAGGAAACUGGAGACCUGAAUCAGGAUUCUUACCAACCAGUGGAUGAUGUUCUACUCAGAGUCUUACAGAGACACAAAAUCAGCAUGAAGAACAAGUGCGAGAGCUUAUUUGAGGGAAAAAAAACAGAAGAGAAUAAAACUCUCCUGAACAGGAUUUACACUCAGCUCUACAUCACAGAGGGAGAGAGUGAAGGAGUGAAUGAAGAACACGAGGUUCGACAGAUGGAGAAAACAUCCAGGAGACGCUUACAAGACUCUCCAAUCAACUGCUCAGACAUCUUUAAACCUCUACAAGGUCCUGAAGGAAAAACACGAGAAGAGACCAUUAGAGCUGUGAAGGCUGACAGACUCAGACACAGAGAAAGAGAAGAUCACAGACCAGAAGAGCCAGAGCUCAGAGCUGUUCUGACUAAAGGCAUCGCUGGAAUUGGAAAAACUGUCUCUGUGCAGAAGUUCAUUCUGGACUGGGCUGAAGAAAAAGCCAAUCAGGAUGUAGAGAUCAUGAUUGUGCUUCCGUUCCGGGAGCUGAACCUGAUUAAAGAUGAUCAAUACAGUCUUCAUGGACUUCUGUGUGACUUCCAUCCUGAGCUCAAAGAUCUGGACCCAGAGAUUUAUGAUCAGAUCAAAGCUGUGUUUAUAUUUGAUGGUCUGGAUGAAAGCAGAAUUCCACUGAACUUUAAACAGUGUGACAAAGUAUCUGACAUCACCAUGACAUCAUCGGUGGGAGUGUUGAUGACAAACCUCAUCAAAGGAGAGCUGCUUCCCUCUGCUCUGAUCUGGAUAACCUCCCGACCAGCAGCAGCCAAUCAGAUCCCUCCUAAAUACAUCAACCGUGUGACAGAGAUUCAGGGAUUCAGUGACCCACAGAAGGAGGAGUACUUCAGGAAGAGGAUCAGUAAUGAAGACCAAGCCCAGAGAAUCAUCUCCCACAUUAAGACAGUGAGGAGCCUCCACAUCAUGUGCCACAUUCCAGUCUUCUGCUGGAUCUCAGCCACUGUUCUUCAGAGAAUCAUGAAACAGCAUCAUACAGAAAUCCCAAAAACUCUGACUGAAAUGUACUCACACUUCCUGAUCACUCAGACCAACAUGAAGAACGAGAAGUAUGAGGAGGAAGACGAGAGAAACCCAAAGAACCUGCUGGAGUCCAACAGAACCGUUCUUCUGAAACUGGCUGAACUGGCUUUCAAACAGCUGAUGAAGGGCAAUGUGAUGUUCUAUGAAGAGGACCUGAGAGAGAGCAGCAUUGAUGUCACUGAGGCCUCAGUGUAUUCUGGGAUUUUCACUGAGAUCUUUAGGGAGGAAUGUGUGGUUCACCAGAGGAAGGUCUACUGCUUUGUUCAUCUGAGCUUUCAGGAGUUCCUGGCUGCUGUCUAUGUGUUUCACUGCUAUGAGAUCAAGAACAUGGAAGCUCUGCAGAUGUUCCUGUAUGUUGAUCAUGAUCACGGUCCCCAAAAAUAUAAUUAUAUUACAUUUCUCCCUCACCAAAUCUGGCCUAUGACACAUAAGCACAGAAAGGGGUUUGAGAAUGUUCCACUGCAUAAGUUGCUGAAGAGAGCAGUGAAUAAAGCAGUAAAGAGUCAGAAUGGACAGCUGGAUCUUUUCCUCCGUUUCCUGCUGGGCCUCACACUGGAGUCCAAUCAGAGACUCCUACAGGGUCUACUGACCCCAACACAGAACAACUCAGAGAAAAUCACAGUGUAUGUCAAGAAACUAAUCAAAGAGGAUAAUAAACAAUAUUACAUUUCAACUGAUAGAUCAAUCAAUCUGUUCCUCUGUCUGUCUGAGAUGAAUGACCAGUCUCUCUCCAGAGAGCUUCAGGAGUAUCUAAAAUCACAGAGACACUCAGAGGAGAAACUCUCUCCUGGACAGUGUUCAGCAUUAGCCUGUGUGUUCCUGACCUCAGGGGAGGUUCUGGAUGAGCUGGACCUGAAGAAAUACAACACAUCAGAGGAGGGUUAUAGGAGACUGAUCCCAGCUCUGACUGUCUGCAGAAAAGCUUGUCUAACUGGCUAUAAUCUCACCAAGGACUCUUAUAAAACUCUUUGCUCAGCCCUACAAUCUGUAAACUCUUCCCUGAAAGAGCUGGACCUCAGUAAUAAUAACGCAUGGGAUUCAGGAGUGGAGCUCCUCUCUGCUGGACUAAAGAGUUCACACUGUAAACUACAGACUCUCAGAAUAACUAUCUGUAAUCUUGGGGACAAAGCUUGUGAAAGUCUGGGAUCAGCUCUACAAUCAGCAAACUUUUCUCUAAAAGAGCUAGACCUCAGUAACAAUGAUCUGCAGGAUUCAGGGGUGAAGCUGCUCUCUACUGGACUGAAAAAUCCACACUGUAAACUAGACAUACUCAGAUUGUCUGGUUGUAUGGUUACAAAUGAUGGCUGUUCUACUCUGGCAUCAGCUCUGAAAAUUAACCCCUUACAUCUGAGAGAACUGGAUUUGACCUAUAAUCACCCAGGAGAGUCUGGAGUGAAGCUGCUGUCUGAUCUAAAGGAUGAUCCACAAUUCACACUGGAUACACUCUGGGUGGAUCAUGGGGGGAAGAUCAGGGUGAAGCCAGGAUUGAAGAAAUAUGCUGUUGAUCUCACUCUGGAUCCAAACACAGUGAACAGGCGUCUCUCUCUGUCUGAGAGGAACAGAAAGGUGAAGAAUACAUGGUAUCAGCAUUAUCCAGAUCAUCCAGACAGAUUUGAAUACUGGAAGCAGGUUCUGAGUGUGGAGAGUCUGACUGGACGCUGUUACUGGGAGGUUCAGUGGAGCGGAGAUGAUGGAGCUGCUAUUUCAGUGUCAUACAGUGGAAUCAGGAGGAAAGGAGGCAGUCACUGUGAGUUUGGAUACAAUAAUCAGUCCUGGAGUCUGUACUGCACUACUAACACUUACACUGUCUGGCACAAUAAACAUAAAACUGAUCUACCUGGGCCCCCCUCCCCCUCUAACAAAGUAGGAGUGUAUCUGGACUGGGGGUCUGGCACUGUGUCCUUCUACAGCAUCUCCCUUGAUACACACACACUGAUACACCUACACACAUUCACCACCACAUUCACUGAGCCACUCUACGCUGGGAUUAGAGUUUACUCUGGCUCUGUGUGUUUGUGUGAUAGAAUAACCUCCUGAAAUCUGGAGGAAAAACUGAAACACCAGAAACACACACUACUAUGUGUGUCACAGCAGACUGUAUGUAAGUGAUAAUACAUGUAAUUAGAAUUUAGUUCAGUCUAUAGUACUAGUAGUGUACCAAAUACUACAGAUAU